AACAUUCUCCGCAAUCCAAAGCGAAAAACCAACUGAAAUACACCAAACCCAAAAUCUCAUAAUAUCUACAAAUAGAACUCACUCAGCUAACCUAAGAGGAGGAGGAUGGAUUUCAGGCUAAUGGGUAUCGACACUCCACUGUUCCACACUAUCCACCACCUCAUGGACACAGCCGGUGACGAUUCCGACAAGUCCGUCAACGCCCCAUCGAGGAACUAUGUACGUGACGCUAAGGCCAUGGCUGCAACACCAGCCGACGUGAAAGAGUAUCCCAAUUCCUACGUUUUCGUUGUGGACAUGCCAGGGUUGAAAUCUGGAGAUAUUAAUGUGCAAGUGGAAGACGACAAUGUGCUGCUGAUAAGUGGAGAAAGAAAGAGGGAAGAAGAGAAAGAAGGGGCUAAGUAUAUCAGAAUGGAGAGAAGGGUUGGAAAAUUCAUGAGGAAGUUUACGCUGUCGGAGAAUGCGAAUACUGAUGCGAUCUCUGCUGUUUGUCAAGAUGGAGUUUUGACUGUGACU
This is a messenger RNA of Nicotiana tabacum (common tobacco), 516 nucleotides long. NCBI's taxonomy places the organism in Eukaryota, Viridiplantae, Streptophyta, Magnoliopsida, Solanales, Solanaceae. The record is from RefSeq and is a predicted model, not a curated record.